Molecule: messenger RNA, 1869 nt
Organism: Rhagoletis pomonella (apple maggot)
Lineage: Eukaryota; Metazoa; Arthropoda; Insecta; Diptera; Tephritidae
Product: cytochrome P450 12b1, mitochondrial-like
Molecular function (GO): iron ion binding; oxidoreductase activity, acting on paired donors, with incorporation or reduction of molecular oxygen; monooxygenase activity
Source: RefSeq, a predicted model, not a curated record
AUAAUUCUGGAUCAUUUCGAAUCAAAAUAUGAUGAGCCUCGCACGGAUCCUGAAUGGCUGAAUGCCAAAGAUUACAUGGAUAUUCCUGGACCAAGUACAUUUGAAAUUCUUAAAGCCUUUAUGCCUGGAGGUAGAUUAUAUAAUGCUAAUGUCAUAGCGAUUGAAGAAUUUUUUCGGGAACAAUAUGGUGAUAUUGUACGCCUAAAAGGUACUUUGGGCAAAGCAGAUACGGUAUUCACAUUUAAUCCAGCAGAUUUUGAGGUAACCUACAGAAAUGAAGGACCAUGGCCGGUUAGAAUUGGGCUAGAGAGUUUUGCGCAUUAUCGCAUGAAUGUACGUCCAGAAAUUUUUCAAGGUGUUGCCGGAUUGGUUACCUCUCAAGGCAGGUCAUGGGGUGAAAUACGCAAUAAAGUUAAUCCAGUGAUGAUGAAGGUUCAGAAUAUCAGACAGAACUUGCCAGCCAUCGAUGAAAUCGCACAGGAGUUCUUAACAAGAUUUGAUACACUGAUCGAUCCCAGCACAGGCAGACUGACCGCUGAUUUAACAGAGGAAAUAAAAAUGUGGGCUUUGGAGUCUGUCGCCUUGGUAGCGCUCAACACACGUAUGGGACUCUUCUCCAGGCAUCAAGUGGAUGCAAAAGCUCAAAAGCUUGUCGACAAUAUGACGGUGUUCCUCAAUAUGGCCUAUCAUUACGACGUUUCGCCGUCCUUUUGGAGAUACUUUGAGACACCAGGUUUCAAGAAACUCAUAAAAGCCCUUGACAACAUUACCGAAGUAACAACAGAUUACAUCGAAAAAGCAAUGGCGAAGUUUGCAAGCGAGCAAAAUGUCGAAGGAAAGAGUGUGUUGGAAAAGCUUUAUCGUAUAGAUAAAAAGGUGGCGAUGGUUAUGGCUAUGGAUAUGCUGAUGGCUGGCAUGGAUACGACUUCGUCGGCCUUCAUUUCUACACUCUACUUGCUUAGUACGAACCCUGAAAAGCAAGAAGCAUUACGGAAAGAACUGCUUACACUGCUGCCACAAGAAAAUGCACCACUCACCCAGGAAAAUACCAAAAACUUGCCUUAUUUGCGGGCGUGUAUCAAGGAAGCGCUGCGCUUUAAACCUAUCGCCACUGCGAAUUUCCGCUUCUCAGGCCAUGAUCUUGUAUUGUCGGGCUAUCGAGUUCCCAAAGGUGUGGGUGUAUUUAUGGCGAAUAUGUCGCUCUGUAAUAGCGAAGAGUAUUUUGAGAGAAACAAAGAAUUUUUGCCAGAGCGUUGGCUUAAAUCUCAAAGCUCUAGCUGUCCAAUUACAAAGAAAAAUAAUCCUUUCGUUUAUUUGCCAUUUGGCUUUGGACCACGCACCUGUAUUGGUAAACGUCUUGCUGAGAUGGAGCUUGAAACCUUACUGACAAGGCUGUUUCGCAAUUAUCGCGUGACUUGGGAGAGCGAGAAGCCAUUAGAGUAUAAAAGUAAUAUAGUUCUAAUGCCAUGCGGCGAGAUGCAUUUCAAAUUUGAAAGAUUAUAAGAUUAUAUGUUAUAUUUGUAAAUUAUACACGAGUAUUAAAACUGUUUGUAAAUGGUGGAAUUUAAAUUACAAAAAAAUUUUUGUAUUAGCUAUUUUUAUAAAACCAAGUUUUUGGUUGAUUUUUUCUUAGUGUAGCCGUACUUGCCAUGGUACAAUGAUAAGUUCACUUAUGUUGAUUCUUAUGUAAUUAGAUCAUUGGGCAAGUAAAACAACUAAUGUUAAUAUCACAACAAAAUUAAAAAAGUGGCAUUCUGGAAAAUGCGGAGGGACAAUAUUACGAUAGAAAGUCGCGCUUAUACUGAUGAAAUUUUUCAGGAAAAAAUAUAAUAAAACAAUAAUAGUUAUGUUAGUCAUGACAAACACUAA